AUGGCAGCGAAUGAUCAAGAUCCUAGGCUUCGGCAGCUGAAAAUAAAAACAAAUGUUGUCAAAAGAAUAUCCAAAGAUAAGACUAAAUACGAAGAAGAACUAGUGGAUCUUCAAAGGAGCCUUGAAGAAAAGAAGGCCUCUGGUGCUGAUGAAUACGCAAUCAAAAAAACUUGCGAACUCAUUGAUGAAUCCAGAAUGAUGGUCUCUGACUGUUCUAGUCGAUUGGCAAGGGCCGUUGACGUUUUAGCAACGGCUGUGGCUGAUUGCGAGGACCUAAGCAAUCAUGAGGAGUAUCAAUGCGCCCAGGAACUUAUCACUGGAAGGACCGAGUCCGAUACCUAG
This is a messenger RNA of Hydatigera taeniaeformis, 342 nucleotides long. Lineage: Eukaryota; Metazoa; Platyhelminthes; Cestoda; Cyclophyllidea; Taeniidae. The record is from the annotation of a GenBank genome assembly.